Molecule: messenger RNA, 4015 nt
Organism: Amphimedon queenslandica
Lineage: Eukaryota; Metazoa; Porifera; Demospongiae; Haplosclerida; Niphatidae
Product: inositol 1,4,5-trisphosphate receptor type 3-like
Exons: 27
Coding region: 37-3861 (1274 amino acids)
Biological process (GO): calcium ion transport; transmembrane transport
Cellular component (GO): membrane
Molecular function (GO): monoatomic ion channel activity
Source: RefSeq, a predicted model, not a curated record
AAUAAACUGUUCAUUAAUUUCUAUGAUUUUCUUCAAAUGAUCAAUAAACAAAGAUUAAUUAGCUCCAUAAUUUGCUUACUAAAUGAAAUGUUUUUUAACAAUUCAACUCUUUGCAAUAAGUUAAGCAAUGAAGAUAUCAGCAAUAUUUUUAGAACUGCAAUCACUAAUUCCGAACACCAUCAAUUGAUCAUCACUUUGAUCAUAAUAAUUGAAGGCACAAUUCCAUCCCUUCCAUUACAAGAAUAUGUAGCAACACUUGUAGAGCAUCAUUCAAAUGAUAUUUUAAAAUCUAUUUUAGGUCAAGAAAAGGAGACAGAAGUAAUAGAUAUUUUAAAAUCGACAAAGUCUGAUACAGUUCAAAAUGGCCAACUCCAGCUUCUUCUUAAUCUAACCCAUCUUUUAGCAUCAUGCUAUGCUAAAAAAUGUCAAGUUGCAAUAGAGUCAGCUGAAUUCUAUAGUUUAGAGGAGCUCAUUAUGAUUAUAACUGAUGAUGCAAUAGAUGAUUAUAAGAAACUACCUUUUAUUCGUGUUUUGACUUGGCAACAUUUGGUUACAGAAAAAAAUACUUCACCAGUUUGCUCUAAAUUGGCUAAUAGCGAAAGUUACAGCUUUUGGAAGGUUUUGAAAAAAUUUAUUUGUGCUAUUAAAAACCUAAAAGAAACUAUUGUUUCUAGUGAUGAAAUGGAAAAAAGUCAACUAAUUGGUUUUAAAAAAUCUGACCUCUCAAUUUGUGUCUUGACAAUUGUCAGAAGAGAUCAAUCUGUCAGUAAAGAUAAAGAUUUUCAGUUGCUAUACAUUGUUGAGGGUGUAAUUCCUUUACUAUCAGCAUUCUGUCAAGAAUUAUUCCUUCAUUUAUAUGCUGAGACUAAGUUUUUUGGCAUACCAGAAAAUACAGACAUUUGUGGCAUUGUUGAACCUCUUUAUGAUGAAUUAAAGGGUUUUAGAGGGUUAAAAGUCCAUUCUGUGUUGGAGCAAAUGCAUGAAACAGGUUGCAUAGAAAAUGUGAAAAAACUUUGUAACCAUUGUUUCAAAGAUUCAAUAGAGGCACCGUUGUCUACUGAUGAAAUAGACGCAGGGAUUCCAAAUGAUGAAUGUUUUAAUGCAGAAGAAGAAAAUCUCAAUAAAAAAUUCCAAAAAUUUGUUACUAAUUACAGCUAUGCAUAUAAUGAAAGUCGACCCAAUAUGGAAAGUAAUUUUGAAGAGUUACUUAAAAUUUUUACAGAUCAAGAAUAUACUAGAAAAUUGGAUGAAUUAAGAGUUAAUAAGCUUGUCAUAGUGCUUCGAACUCUAAUAGAAAAACAGAAAGAAUUGGGCCUUCACUGUAUUGAAAGAACUAACUUGGAGAGAAUGACAUCAACUACACUGAAGUUAAUACAUGCACUAGUUUUCAAAAAGGUCAGAGAAAUAGAUGACAAAAGAAACAGUUUGAAGCCUAUUGAAUUUCAAAGGCAGUGUAAGAAAUUUGUACGACCUCUGCAGGCAAUAUUACUUGAUAAAGAAAUUGAUCUGGUUCCAACUUUGUUUGAACUGCUACGUCAUCCAAAUGAUGACAUCACUGAUCAAAUUUUAGCAUGCCUUGAUGUCUUGCUGUAUCCUGGUAAUGAAGAAGCUCAAAGGAAAGUAAUGUCACUUGGAGUUCAAAGUCUUUUUAUCUGUUUACAAAAAAAACUUAAAGGAGCCCAAGAUAAUCUUGAUAAGGCAAAAACAGGAGAAUCUGAGUCUAGAAAUAUUACAGUGGUAUUAGAUGUUUUAGUAAGGCUAUGUGAUGGACAACAAAAAGAUAUACAAAAUGCAUUGAGCGGGACACUAACAUUGCAUGGUUCUAAUAUUGUUAGUCAAGUUUCAUUUCUACUUCUUGGUAUCCUUGAAGGCCAUGCUGCAGAGAUUCUCAAAGAAGCAGACAUUAUUAUCAUAGCACAAAAAGCAACAAAGGCACUAAUAGAGAUGUGUACUGGAAAUCACAACAAUCAACGAAUUGCCUUUAAAUGUCAAGUUAUCAUUUCAGUCAAUUUGGUAUUGGAUUUGGAUAUAGGUUCUACUACAUCUCAUGAGGCCAAAAGAUUUUUAGAGUUAAAAUCAUCAAGUCUAGAGUUGUUAGAAAUAAUGCUUGAGGAAAUUGAUGAAGAAUCAUCAAAAUUAGCAAGCUGGAUACUGCAGCAAUUAGAUGUAUCAGGUUUACUAAAAGGAAUGCUACAAUUAUGGAAAAUUUUUAAAGCAUCACCACCAAAGAACCACUCGCAAAACAGUUUAUUUAGAGCUUAUCAUGCUCUCAGAAGAAUUUCAGAUCACCAAGGAAUAAGUAUUGAUGAGCUAGUGAUACAUGCAAAUCAAGGGUUGGCAAAUACAUUUGAUCAUGUAUUUAAAGAUGACAUGGUUGAAGCUAAAAAAAUGUGGGAAGACUGUAGAAAAUGGUCUAGGAGUGUUGAAGUUGUUUUCAAACCAGGAAGUGACAGAGAAAUACUAACCCAAGCCUAUUUUCCUUGUAGUCCUAAUACACAUUUAAGUCAGCAAGAAAAAGAUACUAUUAUAUUGUAUAUUAAGAGAAACACACCACAAGAAAAGUUGUCUGAUCUUCUUAAAUGGACUAAAGAAAUCAAAUCAAACGAAGAACAAAAAGAAAUGCUAUCAAAAUCCUGGAAAACGUCUUUCAUUCUUUGGUUUUACCCAACUGUGCAUUUCAUCUUGUUUUGGCUAACAAUAUUUCUAAACCUCAUAGUUCUUUUUGGCAUAAGAUCUCCAUCAGCAGCUGUUACUAAUAAUAAUAACGAAGCUUGCAGUGUUGUUUUUAAUGGCACAUGUAACAGUAGUAGUCCAAUGCAUUUCCAACCAAUCUUAUCCCCUGAUGUACCAUCAUGGUAUAUGCCAGUCCACUAUACAUUUGGUUCAUUACAUCUCAUAUUGGCACUAUGGAUGGUCAUUUAUUACUUUGUCACAAAUUGUAAAAAUAUGCGACGUUCUGUUUACUGUAUUCAAAAAUACUUAUUUAAAAUCAGUAAAGGAGUGAUACGCAGAAAGCGUUUGCAUCAGUUCCUAUGUAAACUGAAUUUAAAGAUUUCAGCUGAUAAGCCAAAACCAAAGGAGUAUUUUCAGAUAUUUUUCUUUAGCUUUGAGCCACUUUACCGCAUCCUAUUUCUGAUUUUUUCAGGCCUUGGUUUGGCAACAACUGGAUAUUUUUACUGUGGCUGCAUGUUAUAUCUAUUCCUACGAAAUCAUGUCAUGUUUUUUAUCAUCAGAGCUCUCAAGAAAAGCGCCUUUCAAUUACUAACAGUCCUUCUAUUGUGCUUCAUUUGCACAUACAUUUAUGCUGUUGUCAGUUUUGCUUUUCUUCAAAACUACUUCUCUGAAGGAAAUGACCAAUUCUGCAAUACUCUGUUUGAGUGUUUUAUCACUGCAACUCGCUUAGGACUGCUGAAUACACUUGGAUUGGAAUUAGGCAUACGCCCAUCAGAUGAAUAUGAGCCAAAUUUUAGGCUUCUCAUCGUACGAACUGUGUACGACUUAAUCUUUUUUGUUGUGGUCACAACACUGGGAUUAAAUAUUGUUGUUGCAAUACUAGUUGACAGGUUUUCAGAAAUGCGAGAAGAAAGGGAUAAAGUUACAGAUGAUAACAAGAAUAGAUGCCUUGUUUGUAGCAUUAUGAAAGAUGACUUUGAACGAAAAGGCCAGAGUUUUGAUAAGCAUAUCAAUGAAGAUCAUAAUGUCUGGAAUUACAUCCAUUUUAUUUUGUACAUUAAUAAUCUUCAUGAGAAUGAUUACAAUGCAGUUGAAAAAUAUGUCUCAUGUCAGGUAGAAAAUGGAUCUAUUGAUUUCUUUCCAAUCUUUAAAUCUAAGUCUCUACCUGAAUACAAGAAUGAAGAAUAAUUGUUCUGAUCGUAUUUUCUUAUAUAACUGUAGUGAUAGCUAACUUUAGUCAUUAGAUCUAUUACUUUGAUUGGGCUGGUCCCAUCAUUAGGUAGUCUAUAGUGUAACUGCCAGUUUUGAUAUUUCUUUACUGUUAGAAAAAUCUAUAAUGCUA